Messenger RNA from Boleophthalmus pectinirostris (great blue-spotted mudskipper), 804 nucleotides. It is a transcript of the gene fkbp1b, whose product is annotated as FKBP prolyl isomerase 1B. Gene Ontology annotation, molecular function: peptidyl-prolyl cis-trans isomerase activity. The transcript is spliced from 4 exons. NCBI's taxonomy places the organism in Eukaryota, Metazoa, Chordata, Actinopteri, Gobiiformes, Gobiidae. The coding region runs from base 180 to 506 and encodes 108 amino acids. The record is from RefSeq and is a predicted model, not a curated record.
ACCCUCCUUGGAACUAUCUCGUCUGUUGGAUUGUGCGCUACGGCUGUCGAGGGCUUGUUGCUGAAUGCAUGCUAUCCUCCGAUACACCCCGAUCUGUAGCAGCUAAAAGGAUAACAUUAGCUCUUUAGACGUCUUGUUAGCUUGUAUGGUUCGGUGCUAAUAGGUAUUACUGCACAAGUAUGGGUGUGGAAGUCGAAACUAUAUCUCCGGGUGACGGGAGAACAUUUCCAAAGAAGGGCCAGACAUGCGUGGUACAUUACAUAGGUAUGCUGCAAAAUGGAAAAAAGUUUGACUCUUCUCGAGAUAGGAACAAACCUUUUCAAUUCAGGCUUGGAAAGGCGGAGGUCAUUAAGGGCUGGGAAGAAGGAGUAGCACAGAUGAGCCUGGGCCAGAGAGCUAAACUCACGUGCACACCAGACAUGGCCUAUGGAGUUGUAGGUCACCCCGGGGUCAUCCCGCCGAACGCCACGCUUAUAUUUGACGUAGAAUUACUUAAACUGGAGUAAAGUAAAGUGAUCCUUGAAGUUUUAAUAGUCAAGGCCGCAUUUGCCACAGGGAGAACACUACCAGCCGUCACCUCCCACAAUUUCUGUUAUUAUCGUCUGAUUUCUACUUUUUCAGUUCAGUAUUUCAAGUAUUUACGUACGCUGCUUUGCUCAUGUAUGGAUACCACGAGAAUCUGUCAUCCUGCUUUUCCUGACACAUCACGCACCAUGUUUGUUGUUUUGAGUAAAAUGCUUUUUGAUUUGUCUCAUCUGUAAUUUUUUUUGUUAAUAAAACCAAUUAAACUCAUAUUUCAACCAA